AUGGGUCCCCUAGAGGUGCUCUCCGAAAUGAGGGCCGUCAACGGCUAUCUUCAGCUCCUCGCGGAGCAGCUGUACGUGUGGGCGGAGACGAGCCCCUCUGCAGCCACAUGUACCUCGCGAUCUCCAACCGUUACCAGCGCGGGGGAAUCCGGUGCGCGCGGCUAUCCUGCGACGCCUGGCGCAACGGACGCUGCGCUGUCUUGGCGUCGGGCUUCGGAGCGCGACGCUUUUUACCUCCUCCAAACAGUCAUGGAAAACACGCGACGCCUCGUCAUCGAGUCUCAGAAUGUGGUGUGGGCUCUCUUGAGUCGCGACACCGCCACGAGCGGCGCCACUUCCGGUCAAGCCUCGUGCGGGAUAAGCUACUCAGAGUCUCCCUUUGAUGCCCCGAAGCGGAGCGUGGAUGCGUGUGUAUACCCGCUCGAUACAGAAGAGCCUCGUGUGUCCCUAAUGCGUGUUAUGCAAGGCUCCCCUUCGCGUGUUGCACUGCCGCCCUCUCUUGCGCGCUCCGACGUGCGGGACACGAGCAGAACUCCUGCGAGUGCUUCCGCCACCCAACCCCGGCUCUCCGAUGACGUCGCGGAGCACCCGAGGCGGCGUCUGUGGCCGGCGGCGCAGUUCUGCUACAUGACGCACGUGGAGUUCAAGCGCGGCCGGCUGCGUCGCUUUCUGAGCCCUGUGACCGUGAAAGCAGGCGCUUACGUCAUUGUGCCUGGAGACCGCGGGUACGACUGCGGGCUCGUGGUGCAAUGUGCUCUGUGGAAUCCUCACAAGCAGGCAUACGACGCGGAUACCAUUCAGUCCCUCGACCCCCGCGUGUUACCGCCAGGAAACGCGGGGCCCAUCAUGGAGGUGAUCCGUGUUGCCACAGACGAGGAGGUGCACCGCCUGCACCGCGAGCACGUGAGCAUGGAGCGGCUGGCACUUACCACGUGUCGCGACAUUGCCGAUCGGCUGCACCUUUCCAUGGAGGUGCUCGACUGCGAGUACCAGUAUGAUGGCACAAAGAUCAGCUUCUUCUUCGACUCUGCCGAGGUGAUUGACUUUCGAGAGCUCAACAAGGAGCUGUUUCGUGUCUUCAACGCGCGUAUCUGGAUGCAGAACACGAAUACGGCAGUGCGCAACGAGGCACCGCGAAAUGUGCGGCCGUCGCGGCGAGCGCACCGCUUGCGCUUCGGCUUCCAAGGUACGUCGUCGGCGCACUAA
Messenger RNA from Leishmania major strain Friedlin, 1206 nucleotides. RefSeq lists its product as hypothetical. Gene Ontology annotation, cellular component: cytoplasm. NCBI's taxonomy places the organism in Eukaryota, Euglenozoa, Kinetoplastea, Trypanosomatida, Trypanosomatidae. The transcript has a single exon. Bases 1 to 1206 code for a protein of 401 amino acids. The record is from RefSeq and is a predicted model, not a curated record.